UCUUGUAAUGUAUAAAAAUCAUUGCAACAAAACAUUAAAAAGGUAGCCUCAAAGUAUCAAACCUAACCGUAAUUCUAACCUUACCGUCAUGUUCUUAGUCACGUAUUCUAUCGUUCCUCACAGAUUGUGUCUGGGCUAACAGCCCAGCCGAAAGAACACCAGACGACAUGAGUUUCCUCACAACACCACUGGACAACAAUGACGAUGGUUGCUCCAAGGUUAACAACAGAGAAGGCGCCUCGACCGUCGACGAAAAUGGUCAUACUAAACUCCACAAGGCCGCAGAGAAGGGACAGUGUGAUAUCAUAGCCGCCUUACUUAAAGGUGGUGCGAAAGUUAACAAACAGGACAAGUUGGGAAUGACAGCACUUCACUAUGCUACAGAGAAUGGUCACACCGGAGCUAUAGAACUGUUGUUGAACGUCGGCGCAGACAUUGGUGCAACGGACAAGAAAAAACGCACCUUACUCCACUGCGCUGCUGAGAACGGUAACAGUCAAGUGAUUGAGAUGUUGAUCAAAACAGGCGCCGAAAUUGACGCCACGGGUGAGAGGGAUUGCACUGCUCUCCACUGUGCUUCAAAGACGGGUAAUCGUGCUGUUGUUGAUGUCUUGGUGAAUAACGGUGCAGAUAUCGGUGCUAAGGAUGAGGACGGUUGUACAGCGCUUCACUAUGCCGCGGAAGACGGGCAUUGCUCUGUUCUAGAGCUCCUUCUCGACCGAGCCGAGAAACAGCGAAGGGACAGUGCGAAGCUGUGA
Molecule: messenger RNA, 758 nt
Organism: Branchiostoma floridae (Florida lancelet)
Lineage: Eukaryota; Metazoa; Chordata; Leptocardii; Amphioxiformes; Branchiostomatidae
Product: serine/threonine-protein phosphatase 6 regulatory ankyrin repeat subunit B-like
Exons: 2
Coding region: 168-758 (196 amino acids)
Molecular function (GO): protein binding
Source: RefSeq, a predicted model, not a curated record